GAAAAUAUUCUGGUACAUAUAUAUUAUUUUUUCUCUUCAUCUUCUGCCGAUUUCUUUGUCUUCUUUUUUUGUAUUUCUCUGAGAAUUCUAAGUUAAUAGUUUCUCUAGCAACAAUCUAAAGAUUCUGUGAUGGCUGAAGAGAAUAAAAUUUCGAAGAUCAAAGAGAUUGAGAACAGUUUUGAUACAAAUCCUCAGGAGACGACGAUGUCUGAAGAAGGUUUUGUAAGAGCGGUGAUUGUAAAGGAUGUGGGAAACGUGGAAGAUGUUAUAUCUUCAGCAUUGAAGGAUCAAGAAAAGCGUGUAGCAAAGACUAACGAAGUGCUAAUUAAGCCACCAAGUGGGAGCUUGAGACGGUAUUCAACUGGAGCGAUAGGUAAACUGGAGGUUCAGUCCCGUUAUCGAGGGAACCAUCAUGUGCCCUCAACUCAUGAUCUCUGUAAACACGGGAAGGUCCAUGAUCAUCAUCGUGAUGAUGCGGUGAAACCAUGGACGGUGGUGAGGAAAACAAGCGUUGAAGGCUCAGUGGCUGUAAAAGCUGAUGCUACUUCAGGUUUGAGAAGGAGGUCGUUGGGAAGUCUCAUGAGUAGACAGAUUCCUGCAGGUACCAAAGUGGAGAGUUUGGUGGAUGCAAAGAGAGAUGCAUUGGCUGUGAAGAAAAAACCAUGUGCUUCUGUGAACUCAGAAACAUCUAGCGUUAGCAAGAUGGCUAGAUCUGUUGAUGGUUCAAGCUUUAGAAGCAAUGAUAAACCUCGGAAGAACAAAGGAACCGAGACUACUCUGAGUGGUGGUUCAGCUGUUGUUAAAAAGGUUGUUGGCUUGGGAAGUGAGAAGUCAAGUUCUAAUGUUUAUACUCCAAAGAGUCUGAAGAAUAAAGAGAAGGCAAAGGCUCAGACAAUAAGUGGUGAAGGUUUAAAAGAGAAAACUGUGUGUGUCGUUGAAGAUAGCGUCGUCAAAGAUGUUCAGAGUGAGAAGAAGCUCAAGGCAUCAUCAUCUGAGAAGAAAACCAUGAGAAGUAGACUAAAAAGCUUGACUACUCCUACUAAACAAGUUCCUGGUACGGUGUUGACGACUAAGAAGAAAGAAAGUGGUGAUGCAGAACUUGUAGCAAAGAAGAUUAGACCUAAGAAGACGGGUGUAAAGGUCACUCUAGCAAAGCAGCUGAGUUCCAAGAAAGGGAAGACGACUCUCGAACCAAAACUUGAGGAACAGCUGGAAACCCAAACCGAAGUCGGGAAGAAGAAGAAGAAGAAGAACCUGAAAGGUGUUGAUGAGACUAGAAGCGUUUCUUGUGAAGCAAGUAAACGUGAGAAGGUUGUUCUGAGGCGUAGAAAUGGACAAGGGAUGAAGAAAAAGAUGACACUGUUCAACGGUGUGAUUGAGGAGACAAUGAAUAAGUUGAUGAAGGUGAGGAAGACCAAAGUGAAAGCUCUUAUUGGUGCUUUUGAAACUGUAAUCUCUCUUCAGGACACUAAGACACCUCAAAGCAAGGCCUCAACAUCAGAGUCUCAGGUUAGUACUCCUUUGCGUUAA
Molecule: messenger RNA, 1530 nt
Organism: Raphanus sativus (radish)
Lineage: Eukaryota; Viridiplantae; Streptophyta; Magnoliopsida; Brassicales; Brassicaceae
Exons: 2
Coding region: 130-1530 (466 amino acids)
Molecular function (GO): calmodulin binding
Source: RefSeq, a predicted model, not a curated record